Molecule: messenger RNA, 492 nt
Organism: Peronospora matthiolae
Lineage: Eukaryota; Oomycota; Peronosporomycetes; Peronosporales; Peronosporaceae
Source: the annotation of a GenBank genome assembly
AUGCGAUGCGCGAGCAAGGCCGCCGAGAGCGCGUCACGUCUCUGUGCGGACGCCGAAGCAGAAACCACAGCAACUGAUGUCUCAUCGGUUGCUGAAGCGACUCAGCCUGUGUCACUUGGUGAUACAGGCGCUGGUCAUGAAGAUACUCAUGUCUUCACAGAGUAUGAGCUCGGUGUCUCGUACUCUCCUGAUACGGAAGACGGAUCCGUAUCGACGGCGAUCGAAUCCAAGCCGCCUGCCAAGCGUGGCAUGGAUGAUGCUAUGCGUCGUAGCAUCUUUGGUUCAUCUGAUUCAUCAGAUGAACCAUCGCUGAAGCGAAGGCGCUCGAGGUCGCGAGACUCGGGCGCUCAGAGUCGUGUCGGUUAUCCUAUGGACACCACUUCGCAACGAGGUGCCAGUACUUCUGUCGGCACACUUGCGUCUCGCUCCAGAAAAGAAGGCAUGGAUGCCUCCGAAAUCCGUCAUGGAUCGCUUGUCGGCGACUGCAAGUGA